AUGAAAAUAUUUCGACUCGUAGUUCAUUCGAUAGAGAAAACAAUUCUCUAUGCACUGGUAUGCUUUAAAANUAUUAAAGAAACAACAUCAAUUGUUAUGAAUGAUUUAAAUGAAUGGGAAGAAAUAAAGAAAAAUUUAUCAACAACAAUAAUUCAAGGAAAAGUAGUGCUUAAUGUUGGUGGACGUGAAUUUUUAACUACAGUCGAAACUUUAACAAAAGAAAAGAAUUCAUUCUUUACAGGAUUAUUUUCUGAAAGUUGGAAUUUAGAAAAAGAUAAUCGAGAAAGAAUAUUCAUUGACAGAAAUGGAGAUUUAUUUGCGGAAGUUCUAGAUUUUAUGCGAAAUCCUCAUGAAUUUAUUUUACCAGACGAACGAUUACGUAAACGUUUAAUAAAUGAAGCUAAAUUCUAUAAAUUGAAGUCCUUUUUGGAAGUUUUAACAGAACCUGAAAGAAAACUCGAAGAAGAAAAGAGAAAAAGACAAGAGGAAAUUUUCAUUGGUGAUACACUUUUAACGAUAGAACAAAAACAAAAAUUGAAUGAAUUUUAUGGUAAAAAUGAUCAACUUUGGAAAUUAAUUUAUAAAGCUACUCGAGACGGUUUUGAAGGUACUACUUUUCAUAAACAUUCUGAUAAUCAAGGUCCAACAAUGGUGAUUAUUCAAUCCACAGGUGGAUUUUUAUUUGGUGGUUAUGCUUCUGAAAGUUGGAAAUCCAUUGGAAAUUAUAUAAAUGCACAGAACUCGUUUCUUUUUUUACUAACAAAUGCUAAUGGAAAUCAGCCAACAAAGUUUCUUUAUAAUAAUAAUGGUCAUGCUCUUUAUGACAACAACUCGUAUGGCCCAACAUAUGGUAAUGGUCAUGAUUUAUAUAUAUGUGACAGGAGCAAUACAUGUACUAAUAGUCAUUGCAAUAUGACAGGUGCAUACGGUUAUACGAACCUUCUUGGACUUGCUCAAGCAACUUUCACAGGUGCCCAGAACUUUCAAACAUCAGACAUCGAAGUCUUCAAAUUAUCAGAAUAA
Messenger RNA from Rotaria sp. Silwood2, 1023 nucleotides. The record is from the annotation of a GenBank genome assembly. Lineage: Eukaryota; Metazoa; Rotifera; Eurotatoria; Philodinida; Philodinidae.